AUGCUGCGAGGCAUGUCGCCUAAACUAAAGCCACUUCUGCUGCCACAGUUGGUCGAGCAGCGCAAACGAUCCGACUCGGCUUCCCUGGUUUCGAGCCCCGAUCCCAAUGUCACUGGCACCUGGCCCUACGUCUUUGCCGCGACCAAUUCGUCUUCUUCUGACAUAACUUCGCCCGUCACGCCCACCUUUUCCACUCGUGGACAUGUCCGCAUGUCAAGUUCCACGUCCUCGCUCGACCUGCCGCCGUUUUCCCAGGAUGGCUACGUUUCCCCGUCGCUGCUCUCCAGCACCCUGACCAAGGCAUCCAUGCGCCAGCUGCCCGACGUAGAGGAGGAGCCGCUAGAAAAGGAGCACUACCAGCAUAUCGACGACGAUAUCUCAGACGAUGACGACGACAACUUUGGACUUUACAGCUGUCUAUGUGACGAUGUUUGCGCUCGCGGCAAUAGCUCCGAAGACCUUUUCGACGGUGGCCUCGUGGGCGAGUUCGACAUUGACGACUACGAUGUUGGUUUUCUCAGCGACGGCGACAUCAACACCAAUCCGGCCUACGGCAAGAAGAAGCGCGCCGGUCUCGAGUCGCAAUUCUCUGGCCUCACUGCCCGCCUCGAAUCCCGCUUCCCUACCAUCACCCGAUGGAGAUCCGGCCGUCGAUCGCGUAUGGCAAGCGUUGGUGCCAUGGAGUACAGCCUUGACAACGUCUUGUCUCGCGCCCCAUCCAGUCGCUCGUCGUCGAUUUCCGCCCGCGCCCGCCACAACACAGACGGACUCGAUGAGCAUUCGAUCCCUCCCACCCCAGCACUGCCAUUUGGCAGCACCGAAAGUGUCAACAUCCCGUCCUUGACACCCGUUUUGACCGAGGACGACAAGACCAGCAUAGAGAAGGAUCGCGCUAUGGCGACUACGCCACUUUUGCCGCCUCUGAUGACCGGCCCUCUCGGUAAGCCACCGCCCGAGUCACCGCUUCAGUCGCCCACUAUUGAGGCGGCGCCCACCCCGCCAAUGCGUUCCUCGGCUGCUCAGUCACCACCCAUCGUGUCUGCAGCAUUUGCGCGGCCGUCACUGAGCUCGCGCCCCUCGACCCAGUCUCUUCGCAACGUCUCUAGCAGCACGGAACUGCCGCUUCCGCUGCCCAUGACCCUGCAUUCGAUUCUGCAGGAGUACGAUGAGUGGUCUGAUCGUCUUGGUCAUGCCAACUUCACCAUCUCUCCUGCCCCCUAUGACGUCCAGGCUGUCAAUCCCGAGACAAUCGCCAAGUUCCAGAACGAUUGGGAUACGGCGCGCCUCAACUACACCAAGCACUUGGUGCGCACCGGCGAAAACUAUGGCCAGACGAGCAAGAUUUAUGCUCUCACCGAAGCCAAAUGGGCCGAGACGGAGCGCCGGUGGAGAGGCGGCUACGAGGAGAUGAUCAAGCAGACGCUUUCUUCUAUGCCAAUGCAGAAACAAAAGUCGGCCUCUCGCAGCCGCAGCCGUGGGCGCGGCCGAGGCCGUUCUCUUAGCGCCCACCCUGGUUCUGUGCAUCACAGCCCUGACGUCUUUGCUGGCGUGGAGUGGAAACGUCUCGAAGAAAACUUGCCCAGCGCUGUCCCUCAGAUUAUUGAGUCCCUUGAUGCUGCCCAGGGCAAGUUUCCCAGCCGCGGCGACGAAGACAUUGUCGGCCCUAUGCACCGCGAAGCCUCCAUGGCUGGCGCGUACAGCGACGACUUCCGAUCCCGCUUCUGGAAGAACCUUGGAGCCAAAGUCGGCAUCCAUCGAUAA
This is a messenger RNA of Akanthomyces muscarius, 1761 nucleotides long. RefSeq lists its product as uncharacterized. The record is from RefSeq and is a predicted model, not a curated record. NCBI's taxonomy places the organism in Eukaryota, Fungi, Ascomycota, Sordariomycetes, Hypocreales, Cordycipitaceae. Bases 1 to 1761 code for a protein of 586 amino acids. The transcript has 2 exons.